Molecule: messenger RNA, 3296 nt
Organism: Scheffersomyces amazonensis
Lineage: Eukaryota; Fungi; Ascomycota; Pichiomycetes; Serinales; Debaryomycetaceae
Gene: AXL2
Product: Axl2p
Exons: 1
Coding region: 447-3209 (920 amino acids)
Cellular component (GO): membrane
Molecular function (GO): calcium ion binding
Source: RefSeq, a predicted model, not a curated record
GGUACCGUGACACGGGACGCGUUAAAUAUAAUUUAUAAUUUGAGAUAAACAAACCCGUGUAAAAUCAAAACAAACGCCAUUCGCUCUCCACAAUUCGUCUCACCUGAGACCUCCUUAACUAUGAACAUGUUAUCGUGUAACAGGACUCGCAUUCCGACAUUAUUCCUAUUUGGGACAUAAGGGGGUAUUUAGUAUUUAGUAUUUAGAAUUUUCAAUUUACAAUUUAGUAUUGUGAGCCGCUUUAUACAAAAUCUGUCUGUCUCUCUCUCUGUCUGUCUCUGAUGGGUUGACAAGUGCCGUCGUUGAUGUUUCAUUUCCAUUUCCAUUUCCAUUUCCAUUUCCUUUUCUACUUCACUUUACUUUACUUUACUUUAGAAUCAUCAUCACUGUUCUUUACACCAACCAGCUUUAAUUGACUUAAUAAUCAUCACAUAAACUUACCGAGGAUGAUGUUAUUCAUACUAAUAUUCCAUAUAUUUAUGGUAUCAUUAAGUCAAGGUCAAGUUUAUAUUGGGUUCCCAUUUAAUGAACAAUUACCAAAUGUGGCAAGAAUAAAUGAACCUUAUUCAUUUACUUUAGCUAAUAUAACUUAUAAAUCUUCAAAUAAUGCUCCUAUUACUUAUACUGCCACUAAUUUACCAACUUGGUUAUAUUUUGAUGGAAAUUCAAGAACUUUUACUGGAACUCCAUCGGUAAAUGAUGUAUCUGAAUUUGAAAUUACUUUAUCAGGAACUGAUACUUCUGAUAAUUCAAUAAUUUCAAAUAAUUAUUCAAUGAUUGUUUCAAAUGAUACUGGUUUACAUUUAAGUUCUCCAAAUAUAAUGUUUACUCAAAUUGCUCAAUAUGGUCAAACUAAUGGAGCUGAUGGUUUAGUUGUAUCUCAAGGUCAAACAAUAAAUAUUAAAUUUGAUCAAUCAGUAUUUGAAUCUUAUCCAAAUUCAAAUCGUCCAAUAAUUGCUUAUUAUGGUAGAUCUGCUGAUAGAUCUUCUUUACCACCUUGGAUUGAAUUUAAUUCAAAUGAUUUAUCAUUUUCUGGUACAGUACCUUAUGUAGUAUCUGAUAUUGCCCCAUCUUAUGAAUAUUCAUUUGCAUUUAUUGGAUCUGAUUAUUAUGGUUAUGCUGGAGCAGCCGGAAUUUUUAAUAUAAUUAUUGGAGCUCAUCAAUUAAGUACUUCAUUAAAUGAUACAAUAAAAAUUAAUGGAACUUAUAAUGGACAAUUUGAAAUAAAUAUCCCUAUUUUUACUGAUGUUUAUUUAGAUGGUACACAAAUAACUCAAGGAAAUAUUUCUUCAGUUUAUCCUGAAAAUUUACCAGAUUUUAUUCAAUUUGAUAAUCAAAAAUAUACUUUAUCUGGUACAUUUCCUGAUAGUGAAACUUUUGAUAAUUUUACUAUUAUAGUUGAAGAUAUUUAUCAAAAUACUGUACAAUUACCUUAUUCAUUUGAUGCUAUAAAUUCAGUAUUUACUAUGAAUAAUUUACCAAAUGUAAAUGCAACAAGAGGUAAAUUCUUUGAAUAUCAAAUUUUACAAUCUGAUUUUACAAAUUUUCAAAAUACAAAUGUUUCAGUAAAUUUUGAUUCAACAAAUUGGUUAACUUUUACUCAAUCAAAUUUAACUUUUACUGGUCAAACUCCUAAUGAUUUUAAUAAUUUACAAGUCAAUGUUAAUGCUCAAUCGAAUUUUGGUAAUGAAAGUAAAAGUUUUAAUAUUAUUGGUGUUGAUAAAUUGGAAACUACUUCUUCUUCUUCUUCAGUUAGUUCUUCAUCUACUAGUUCAAGUUCUCACACAAGUUCACAAACAACUUCUACUAGUUCUGCUACUUCAACUGCUACUACUACAGCUACUACUAACUCUGAUAAAUCUAAAUCUAAAUCUUCAACUAAUAAGAAAGCCCUUAUAAUUGGUCUUGCAGCCGGUAUUCCUGGAUUUAUAGCCUUAGUUGCAGCUAUAUUCUUAUUCUGUUGUUGCUUAAAAAGAAGAAAGAAUAAAAAGAAUACUGAUAAUGAAAAGGGGACAAUUCCACCAUCUAGUCCUGAAUUAUCAGGACCUGGAUUUGGUACUACUAUUAAUAAAGCAAAUAAAUAUGAUCAAGAAGAUGAAGAUGAUGAAGAAGAAGAUGCUAAACAAUUAUCUUCAUUAAACGCAUUGAAAUUAGAUAAUUUUGAUGCAGAAAGUACUUCAUCAUCAUUAACUCAAGUUGAUUCAAAUGAUUCUAAAUAUGUUGAUGCCAAUGAUAAACCCAUAAAAUCUUGGCGAGCUAAAGAUGGAUCUGAUAAUAAAAAUCCAUUUAGAAAAUCAGAUGCAUCACUUAGUACGGUAAAUACUGAACAAUUAUUUUCAGUUAGAUUAGUUGAUGAUGGAUCUUAUAGAUAUUCUCAAGGUUCAUUAUUAUCACCUAAUUAUAUGAGUAAUAAUUCAUUAAAUGGACUUUUAACAAGAGAUACAUCAGGAAAUAUUCAAAGAUUAGAUAGUGAUGGAAAUAUAGUUGAAUCUAAUCAUUCAACUAGUCCUAAAAAGGAAAAGGGAAUGUCUCGAGAUACAUCUAAUUUAGAUAUAUUAGUUGAAGAAAAUUCUCGAGAUUAUAGUAAUAAUACUAUAUAUCAUAGUGCUAAAAAUGAAAAUGAAGAUGAAGAUCAUCAUCAUCAUCAAUUAGGUCCAGAUGAUACAGAAGGAACCAUAAGUCAUUUAUUAAAUAAAUUUACUAUUAAUUCCCAUUCCAAUUCUGGUAGUGAGAAUGAUAUAAGUCAAUAUAAUAAUGAUAUAGAUGAUGAUACAGAUAAUGAAAAUGAAAAUGAUCAUAAUCAUGAUCUGUAUCUUAAUGGAUUUAAAGCCACUAAAGAUUCUAAUGGAGAAUUUAAAUGGACUACCAAUACUAGUAGAACCAAUUUAAUAACUCCAACUAGUGAUAAAUUUGAUACUAAUGAUACUCCAACCACAAAAGUAAAUCCAUCACCAAUGAAUCAUUCGAAUCAUUCGAAUUAUUCCGGAUUAUCACUUCAUUCUAAUAAUUCUGAACAAUUUUUAAUUAAUAAUAAUAAUCCCAAUAAUAAUAGUAAAGGAGGAUCUAAUAUAACAUUAAAGGCUACUAGUCCUGCUAAAGUAAAAUUGGUUGAAUUUACCAGAAAGGGAAGUUUACGAGAAUCAGCUUACGAGCCAGAUUAUAAUUUCCGAGAACAACGAGGUCAAAUUCAUAAUAAUGAUAGUGAUUAAUCGUUAGUGUUUUCGUCAUUUUGCAUCUAUUCAUAUUUCAUUUGUUUUUCUAAUUUCUAAUAGUUUGUUUGUUUGUCUUUUUAUUCA